GAAAUACAGCAUACAGAACAACGAUAUAGGAGACCUGGAUCUGAGGGUGGAAAUGUGCCUUGAAAAUGGCAAAAAGCAAGAUUUUCAAUUGACCAAAUAUAAUGCGCUCACCACAGAAGCUGUCAUGAUCAGAAAUGCUGGUAAAGUUACCCUAAAUGUUCAGGGAACAGGACAUGGAACAUUAGCAGUUGUGCAGACAUACAGAACUAUGAAAAAGGAUGAGUCAUACUGUGAUCUUUUUCACCUUAGUGUUACGGUGGAAGGAGAGCUGGGAUACAAAAUGAACAAUAAGGAAGAAACGUUUGAUGAUUAUUACAACUACGAAGCCGAGGAGGAUCAAAAAGAUGAGCCCAUGAGCAGCAUAGAAUGGUUUGAUCUCCGCAGCCGUAGAAAAAGACAAAUCUCAGAGGAGCCAAAGAAAGAGAGUUCACUCAUAUACACAGUGUGUGUGGGGUGA
Molecule: messenger RNA, 457 nt
Organism: Pimephales promelas (fathead minnow)
Lineage: Eukaryota; Metazoa; Chordata; Actinopteri; Cypriniformes; Leuciscidae
Source: RefSeq, a predicted model, not a curated record